Vitrella brassicaformis is the source of this 1416-nucleotide messenger RNA. The record is from the annotation of a GenBank genome assembly. Lineage: Eukaryota; Vitrellaceae.
CCUGCAUGUGAACUUUCACGUAACCCUGCCAGAGCGAAGUCCACACGAACAUGACACGCAUCCACUCUACUGUAGAAGAAAGUGCUACCACGAAAUGGCGCCACUGCGCGGCGAACAACAGGCAGCAUUCAGCGAACUACCGAGCUACGGCGAGGAAAAGACUGCUACUGAGUGAGAAACAAACAUCACUUUCCACCAGCGCAUAAUCCUCUCCGCUUUGGAGGCUCGUCAGCCAUUAUAUCUUUGAUCAAGGCUGACGACAACAAGAGGCAAGACACAGCAGAGUCAGGUCAUUCAUUUACCUGUGUCUCACCUCUGUCCUUUCUGAACUCCGGCUCCCAGAAGUACUUGUAGAGCAGCCGGAUCAGCCACGGCACAUCCAUGGUGAAGGUGUGGAAGCUCUCGGGGGUCAUCCAGUCCUUGCACGCGUCGAUAAUGCGCGGCAGGCUGAUGCGCGCGUCGUUGAGCCCCUGCUGACGCAGAAACCGCUCCAGCAUCGCCUCGUACUCAGCCUGCAACGCGGUGAGAUGUGGUGUGUGCAUAUGCACACACACAGAUCCAGGACUCUUAUCGUCUCAUUCACGCCUGUGUAUACCCGCCCCCACCUCAGUGUAGUUCGAUCGGAUGAGGGGCGUAAUGAGCUCCUCUUCCUCAGCAAGGUGCUGCUCGAGAGCAGGGAACCACUUCUCAAGGCUCUCACACACGUCCUCGACGAUCCGGGCCUUCCCCCGCCUGCUGGUGGUCGCCGAACGGUAUGUUCUUUCGGCUGCGAUGAUGUCGUCCAUGGUCGCCAUUAGGGUGGCGUGGGAGCAUGUGCACUGCUCGGGCAGCCUGCCGCACUUCCACUCUGCAAGAGGGGACACAGUGGCGUAACGAUAAAGUGGGAAGGAUGGUACAGGACCCAAUCGCCUACCUAGUGCAGGAAAGAAGUAGAUUUCCUCGUUGUCGUGGUGUCCAUGGAGGAAUGGAUAGAAGUAGAGCCGCCACCACUUGAAGAACCUGCCAGACAGAGAGAAACACACCAGCCAGACAGAAGAGUCCCCACUGCAAAGAGCGUCAGGAUCCCGGUUGUGAGCACCUCUCUAUGCGCCAGUCGUGGCCCAGCUUCAGGUACGGCAGCAGCUCCUCGGCCCGCCUCAUCUCCCGCCGUAGGGCCUCAUGCGGCACCAGAAAAGACAGGUCGGCGAAGUCAUUCACUGCAAAGGGACACGAGGCAUCACAAGGGACCCUGUCUUGUGUGUCUUUCGAUUCUUUUCACCCUCUUUGAUGACUCUGCUGGUCAGCUUCUCUGGGAUGGCUUUGCCGAGGGGCGGGGCGAUUCUCCCCGUGGACCUUCUGCCUCCAAAUGAAGAACGGGGCGAAUGGAACAUGACCUCGGCUGCUGGUGUCGUGUGCUCCUCCGCGCCUGACCCAGCC